Molecule: messenger RNA, 6535 nt
Organism: Drosophila obscura
Lineage: Eukaryota; Metazoa; Arthropoda; Insecta; Diptera; Drosophilidae
Gene: msl-1
Product: protein male-specific lethal-1
Exons: 2
Coding region: 415-6234 (1939 amino acids)
Cellular component (GO): MSL complex
Source: RefSeq, a predicted model, not a curated record
AACACCACACAAACGCCAUACUUCUGUUACGGGCAUUUUCGUGCGAAGUUUUAUAAAUUUACGAAAUAAUUGUGAAAAACGCGAAAAGAACAUGUAAGCGCGACGAAAACAAAUAACCAAACUAACCAGCUAAAUGGUGUCACCACGUGCAAUAUUGCGGCAACGUAAAAUACAUUAAAACUGACGCCAAAAACGUUUUUCUGGGAAAAAGCGAUGUGAUAGGGACAGAGAGAACGCAAAAAAAAAAAUUAAGUGUGGUGGAAAUUGAGAUUUACGCAUUCUGCUGUAUCAGCUGCGGCGUUGUCACGGUGUGGCGUGGUGUGGCGCGACGAGAAACGCAAACAAAACAAAAAUCCAAAACCAAACUAUGAAAUUCGGAUAGAAUUUCCGAUCAGCAGCAGCCACACACACGAAAUGGAUAAGCGAUUUAAAUGGCCACUCAACCAGAAGGCCAACUACUCGGAUCCACCCUACCAUCAUCAGUCGCGUAGCGGCGUCGGUGGCGGCGGUGGUGGAGGUGGCGGUGGCGGUGGGGGCGGUGAUAGAGACUACUACUACAAAAAACAUCCGCACUCGCACAAGAAUUACUCACGCCCUCAACAUGGCUAUCAAAGCUAUCAAAAGCCCAACACGGGGAGCAGCUACUACAAGCCACCACCGCCACAGACAUCAACAGAAGCAUCUCUGCCCAGGGGUGCAGGCGGCGCCAUGGCGCCGCCCGCCUCGGGCAAUUCCUCGGGCUCCGAUGUGGUCACCCUCAUCGUGGAGAACAACAAUCUGAAGCGUAUGAUUGUGCUUCAUCUGAAUCUGAUGCAGGAGCAGACGGACAGCCUGGCGGCCAAGGAGAAGGAACUGGACGAUCAAACGGACAAGCUGAACACCGUACUCUCGCAGAACCAAGACCUGAAGAUGGUCAAUGUACAUCUGGAGGCCACAAUCGAGGAGCUGCGCAAGCAGCUAAGAAGAAAGAACAAGAGGGGUGGCCCCCACGACGACGACAACAAUGACGAUGACGAUCAUCCACUGCCACCUGCCAUGCAGGAGAAAAUUGUGUGCAAUGCGGAGACACAAACGGAGUUGGCUCCGGUGCAUCAUCUGCCACAGGCGGAGCAGCCUUAUCAUUAUCAACAGCACGCUGAAAGGCAGCCGCGUAGGCCCCGCCUGAGAGUGCAGCAGCAGCUGCAGCAGCCCACUAUAAUAAGAGUGGAGCAGCAGCAGCAGUCUUCUCUUAUGAAGCAGGAGCACCAGCAGCAGCAGCAGCCGCCUCUUAUGAGAGUGGAGCCGCAGCAGCCAACUCAAACGAUUGAGGAGCGACAGCCACGUCUUGUCUUGAGACAGGAGCCGCAGCCGCAGCCGCAGCAGCGUCUUAUGAGAGAGGAGCCACAGACCCGGCUUGUGAGGGAGGAACUGCAGACCAGGCUUGUAAAGGAUCUGCAGCAGCAACAGCAGCAGUCUAGACUUGCAAGAGUGCAGCAGCAGCAGUCCAGUCUGAUAAGGGAGCAGCAGCAGCAGUCCAGUCUGAUAAGGGAGCAGCAGCAGCCCAGACUUAUAAGACAGGAGCAACAGCAGCAGCAGCCUGUGCCCGUGAGGGUGGAACAGCGGCAGGAGCAGCCCAGGCCAAUGAGGGAGGAACAGCAGCAGCAGGAGGAGGAAAAUCAACCGCCACAGCAUCGUCAGCAGCAGCAUUCAUCAGUCCAUCCUCAGUCGCAGCACAAAAGCUCCUCCAAAGCUACGCUGGUCCCCUCCGUUACAAAUCUGCUGCCGUCGCUGCCAGUCAGCAGUCCCGCGCCCGUCGAGAGCAAAUCGAGAGGGGAAUACAACGGCAAGAAGGUUAGCACCAUAUUCCUGCAUCGGGUUAACCAGGACUCUAGCCUCACAUCCCCUGCACAGAAGCAGCCGGAGGUGGAAAAACCUUUGCCGGAGGCGGAAGAGCAGCAGCAGCAGCAGGUAAUCGAAUUGGAGGAGCAGCAGCAGGUGAUCGAAACGCACGAGGAAAUGGACCUGCAGCAGGAAGAGGAACUGGAGCAGGUGAUCGAAACGGAGGUGGAGGAGAUGGACGUGCAGCAGGUUAUCGAACCGGAGCAGCAGAUCAUCGAAACGGAGGAGGUAGCAAUGGAUCAACUGGACCAAAUGGAAGAGGUUGUUAUUGCCGAAGAGGACAACAUUUUCCCUGAUGCCCUGCAGCAGCUGGAUGAAAUGAUAAUUCUUGCCGCCGAGGAGGAGAUGUGUGUGGAAACGGUAGAGGAGAUUGUACAGACCACAGUAUACAAUGGCCAUUCAGAGGAUCGAGAUAGCGAUCAGCAGGAGGAGGAUGAUGAUGAUGAAGACGACGACGAUGACGAUGAAGAUGAAGACAGCGACGAUGAGAGCGAAAGCGGGAGUGAAGGGAGCGAGGAUAGCGAGCACAAUGAAGAAGAGGAGGAGCGAGAGCUGCCCUCAAAAACAAGUGUUAACAAUUUAGAUGCCUUGCGUCCCCAUGAAGGCGGCGACAGUCUCUGGCAGACGGUCAAUCAUCAGAUACACGCCAUGGAUAGUCCGGAUCAUAAGAGCAUAGCACCAUCAGCCCAUUCGACACCGAAUCAUCAGCAGAAAACUCAUCUUUAUUUACACAAGGAGCCUACAGAGACGCUUCAGGUGCUGGAAGUGGAAGAGGAGGAGGAGGACAGCCAGCAGCCGAAGCUCGUCAUUGCCGAACCCUUGGAAAUGGAUGCUGUAGAAGUGCAGACGGUCGAAUUGGAGACCUUGGAAGUGGAAUUAGAGACUGUGGAACUAGAGACAGGAGUGGACAUGGAGACAGUGGAAGUACAGACUGUGGAAGUGCAUACGGAGGAGACCGUUGUAGACGCUGGAAUAGAAAUUGAAAUCAAAACAGAGGAGGUCACAACCACGACAAUCAGCAAGCAUAUGCUGCCCAACGCAUGUGCUACCAAUCCUCCAGCUUCUACUCAUGCACCCGCUUCUGUUGCUGUUGCUCCUAACGCUUUCGCUCCUGUUAUUACUCCUACGCUGCCCAAGGCAGACUCCGCUCUAGUGGAAGCUAAACACAAGACCAACUCAGCUCUCGUUGGAGCUCCAACCAAGGAAGAGUCAAUUGUAUCUCCAGCUCCAGUCAAGGAGGAGUUGGCUGUAAUUGUACCCAAGGAAAAGUUCACUGUGGUAGCAACUGUACAUAAGGAAAAGUCCUCUGAGGCAGCAGCUCCAGCUAAGGAAAUGUAUGUUGCAGCUGUGGCUGCACCCACGGAAAAGCCCUCUGUCGUAGCAACUUCAUCCAAGGAAAAGUCCACAGAUGAAGCGACUGUACCCAGGAAAAAGUCCACUGUCGAAGCGACUGUACCCAGGAAAAAGUCCAAUGCUGAAGUAGCGACUGUACCGAGGAAAAAGUCCUCUGUUGAAGCAUCGACUGUACCUAGGAAGAAGUCUUCUAUUGAAGCGAUUGCAUCCAAGGAAAAGCCCACUGUAGAAGCAUCGACUGUACCCAGGAAGAAGUCUUCUAUUGAAGCGAUUGUAACCAAGGAAAAGUCCUCUGUUGAAGCUGCGACUGUACCUAGGAAAAAGUCUUCUAUUGAAGCGACUGUAACCAAGGAAAAGUCCACUGUAGAAGCAUCGACUGUACCUAGGAAGAAGUCAUCUACUGAAGCGAUUGUACCCAAGGAAAAGUCGGUUUCUGUAGAAGCUCUGACCAUGGAAAAGUCUAGUGAUGCAUCGGCUCUAUCAAAGGAGAAAUCGGCUGUUGCCGAGCAAAAGGAAAAGCCUGAUACUGCUGCAGCAGCGUCCAAGGAAAAGCCUGCUGUUAUAGAAGCUCCACAGAAGGCAAAUUCCACUGUCGAAGCGAUUUCGAGCAAGGAAAAGCCCGAAACGGCCAAGGAGAAGUCGAUUGUUGCAGAAGCUCCGCCAACCAAGGCAAACUCUGCGGUUGCUGCCGAUCCUCCAACAAAGCCAAACUCCACGGUCGUGGCAGUUCCAACAAAGGAAAAGGCCGCUGUUGGGGAUGAUGCUCUACCCAAGGCAAACUCUUCUCUGGUUGCAGCUGUCCCUAAGGAAAAGUCUACUGCUGUUGUAGCAGCUCCAGCCAAGGAAAAGUCUGCUACCAGGGAAAAAUCUGCUGUCGUAGAAGAACCGCAAAAGGCAAACUCGUCUGGCGUAGCGCCCACCACAAAAGCAAUAGACACCAAGCAGAAGCGCACCAAACUUAGGGAAGAGCCAUUCGAAAAGAAGCUGGAAAGAGCAAAGGAGGCGACGAACGUGAUUCUCAAGGCGGUGGCUGGGCAUUCAGCUCGCGUUGGAGUUGGAAGUCAUGCCAAGGCAAACUCCACUGCGGUGACGGCUUUUCACAAGGAAAAGUCCACUAUUGUGGCUGCGGGUACGCUUUGUCUGCCCAAGACAAAGACCCAGGCUGUUGUGCCAGCAACAGCUCAAUCCAAGGAGAAGUCUGUUGUGGCAGCGGCAGCUGUACCAAAGGAAAAAUCCCUGCAAAAGGAAAGGUCCCUCAUGGAAGCUACGCAGAAGUCAAACUCUGCUGUCGUGGCUCCCUCAAAGAAAGCAGCAACAGCAGUUACGAAUCCUACCGCUCCAGUUGGGGCAGCUGUGCCCAAAGCCAACGCUGCUGUUGUGGCUUCCCCCACAAAAGCUGCAGCUCCUGCACCAAUGGCAGCUCUACCCAAGGCCAAGGCUUCCGAGCCAGAAGAAGAAAUAUCUAAAAAGGCAAAAAUCGAAAUCAAAACGGAAGAGAAGAAGCCCAGCAUCAGCGGGGAUGAAAAGUUAUUGAAGGCAGCGAAGAAAGUCGAAGCAGCAGAGGAUCUACCAGCUCGAUUCGAAGCUCUAAAUAGUGUGAAAUCUACGGAGCAAGAGCUAAAAAAGAAAAGGAAGAAACGUAGUAAGAGUAAGAGCAAGAGCCCUUCAAAGAGCGAAACCUCACAGCACGACAGGAAGAUCCAUGUUGUGGCCAAUCAUCAGUCGUCACCCAAGAAACGCCCCCACAACCUCAUAGAAGAGAUCCACGAAAAGUCCGAGAUUCCUGAAGCGGGUGCACCACCACAGAAGAAACCAAAACGCUUGCAGGUGAAGCUCAAGCAUCAUGGACUCUCCAAUGACAGGAAAUUUCAUGUCUCCUCCUCCUCAAAGACCAACAAAAAACCGCAAACGGACAAGGAGAAGGAGGUGGCCCGGUUGGAGGAGGAAAUGCGUCGCAAACUGCAGGAACAUCUGAAAAAGGAGCAGCGGCGACAGAGUCAACAGCCGCUGGUGCUGCUCAAGAAACCUCCCAAGGAUAAUAGCGCCAGUACGAGUUUAAUUUAUCCUCCGAUAGCGCAUGCAUCCACAUCAACGUCAACCACACCACCACCACCAGCGUCUGAAACGACGCCACCAGCGACGCCAUCAUCGACGCCACCGCCCACGGGCACAAAUCUGAUAGUAGAACCCCCCGCAGAGACGCCAACCAAGACAGAGGAUAAGGAUACAUCGGCCACAAUAAUUGCGGCACCCCUGACCCCUCAGUCGAUGAGCAGCAACAGCAGCAGCAGCACCACUUCCAGCACCAGCACUAGCACAUCCCGAACGAUAAUCCAGAACUAUGCUCACAAAUCCACUUCCAGAUAUCGCACUGUCCUGUUUCCGUAUACGACACGCUCCUGGGAGGAUCAGGAGUUCCAUCGCGAUAACGAGUUCUUCGAUGAGGAGGCCGACGAACUGCUGUCGGAUCAUCCGAGUCUGGAGAUACCCAAAUGGCGGGAUGCACCUAUACCGCCCAGUGCCGACAACAAGGACAUCGAGAGCUUGACGGACGAGGACUUUGUGAAGCGUCACGAAAAGUAUGUAAAGGACGAGAUCGAAAGGAAGCGCCGCGAUGCGCGCUACAUGCGGGAGCAGAUGAAGAGCGAAGCCUUGCGGCAGCGGCACAAUCAGGAUGAGGUGUUGGUCCAACUGGAUCCGCUGCCCACGUCCACGUUUUACCCGCUGCCCGAGGACAUUGAAGGCGUACAGAUUGUCACGGAAAUCCCUGUGCAAGCCUUUGGCGAGAAUGUGGUCAACAUGGAGGCGAGAUCGGAUUUCAGUCUGCCAUGGCUGGACUCGGUCAAAGCGCUGACGGCCAUUGCCCGGGCGAAGGCUGAGGCAGUGCCGGUGGCCACGUUAACCAGCAAAAAGAUACCCCUCACUGCAGCGGAAUCCAGGAGUCAGGUGAUGAAUUCCUCGUAUGUCCUACUCAAGCGGCGCAAGCGACAGAGAAAACGUUAGCCGGCCUUCGGGAACUGAGUUGUAGCUGUAGCUGUGGCGUGCCAAAGGUGGAUCAUGGUGGCUUCAUGACCCAAUGACGUUGCCUAUGUAAAACACAUUAAUUAUUAUUAUUAUUCCUUGAAUUUUUUUUGCUAUUUUUAAAUCUUAUUUAAGCUACUGAAAAUAUUUAGGAAACGAUUAGUUUUUAGUUUCUGGCCCCUGCAAUCGAUGCCAUAUGGAACUCUAAAGAGUUUCCACGCUAGAUUGAUUGUGUGUCUGCCCUCACAACGUAAUCCUUUACAAUACAAUAUGUUAAAACUUA